This is a messenger RNA of Halteromyces radiatus, 4008 nucleotides long. RefSeq lists its product as uncharacterized. NCBI's taxonomy places the organism in Eukaryota, Fungi, Mucoromycota, Mucoromycetes, Mucorales, Cunninghamellaceae. The coding region runs from base 41 to 3847 and encodes 1268 amino acids. The record is from RefSeq and is a predicted model, not a curated record. The transcript has 9 exons. Gene Ontology annotation, molecular function: protein binding.
AUCUUUUUAUCUUUCUGUAAUUACAAAGCUUUUUGUUCCAAUGAACAACAAUACAUUUGAAGUUCUGGCGGAAGGCUCAGAAGAAGGAGAACGUACUGAAAUAGAGACCUUCAAAUUCACUGGAUUGGUAGCUGAUGCGAAAGUCUCCAUUCAAGAAGAAAGUUUUAACAAGAAUGAAUAUCCUUCUCACGUAUCUCUUCUGGCUUGUUCUGGAAAAUAUGGUUAUUUUGUUGUUGGUCAUAUUAAAGGUUUCUCCUUUGGACAAACAUCUGCACUACGAGCUGUCGUUUAUCGUACUGAAAAAGGUUCGACAACAAAACUGGACGAUAAAAUUAUUAUCUCUUUAAAUCAACCUGUACAUCACAUUCGAUUAUCCUCUGAUGAACAUUUCAUACUUGUUGGACUUGCUGACGGAUCCUUACUAUCAUAUCGCGUGACUGACCUUAUGGAACAGAAAGAAAAUGCUAAACCUGCUCAUUCAAUCAGUGUCAACACACCGAUCAUCGAUUUACGACCGAACACUGAGGCUUAUCCGGAAUUAGCUUGUGUUCUUUUGAAAGGUCAUCAAAGUCGCAUCAUCAAUUGGAAAACUGGGGAAAUUGUCGCUCAAUUACCAGAAUCUGAUUUCUCUGCUAUUAGUUGGUCACCCAAAGGAAAACAAAUCGUUUGUGGUCGUCUAAACGGAACUCUUGAACAUUAUGAUACCUCUGGUGUGAAAAAGGAUUCUUUACCCCCUCCUGAAUCUAUGCAAGCUGGUUAUGGUGAUGAACAAGUGAAUAGGAAUGUACAAGCUGUUCUAUGGAUUGAAAAUCAUCAAUUUCUCGUUAUUUAUUCCAGACCUCCUGAACCUGAGAGUGAUGAAUUUAUCAAUGAUGGUUAUGUUGUUGAUCGCAAACCCAAGGUUGGUACUGGCCCGAAAUAUACUCACUUGGCUGAAGUCACACCCAUAUUCUCUCCUGAAGGUCGCAAUAAUCACUUUUAUAUGGAAAUGAUACGUAACUUUGGUACCAAGUUCCUUCAUAUUAUUAUUUUGGCAAAUGGUGCUACGAAUGAAGUCUCUGUAGUUGGUGAAGAUGCUGAAGGAAACUGGUCAACAUGGGAUUUACCUGAAAACGGUAUGGCGAGCUUACCUCUCUCUGAAGAAACUAAUUUUGAUACCUUUCCUCUUGGUCUGGCCCUUGAUUUUACUGCUUCUGAAAAAUUACCACCUUAUGAUCCAAGUGAAAGCGAUGUUGGUGUUGAACCUGUACCAGUACUUUUCCAUCUGAACGAUGAAGGUCAUAUUGGCUCUUUCCAUUGCUACAGCGAAGAAUUUGCAAGUUCCGGACAAAAAUACCAAGGCAUGCAGACGCCAACUACACUAUCAUCUACUUCUGAACCAAUAACAACAAUAACAACAACAACAACAACAACAGCGAGCACGACUUCCAUUCCUACUACUACUACUACGACAACUACACCCAAACCAGCUUUUGAUGCUAACAAGGUUGGAACAACAACAUCUUCUUCUCUACUCUCUUCAUCUGCCUUCUCUUCGGGUCCAUUUGGUGCUGCAUUACAAUCAGGAUCAUCUGGUACAAGUUUUGCAUCAUUGACCAAGGUGCAAGGUGCAACCACUCCUUCUUUUGGCAAUCUACAAGGAUUUGGAUCCCUUGCCAAGAAUACUGUAUCGAACGCUGUUACUCCCAGUUUUGGAUCAACUACUAGUUUUGGUUCUAUGGGUCAAGGUUCUACGACAACACCUUCUUUUGGUUCUACCACUAGCUUUGGAUCAUCAGCUACAGCAACUCCUGCGUUUGGUUCUACUACUGGUUUUGGAGCUCUAGCAAAGAAAGAAUCAACUACAUCAGCAACGCCUGCAUUUGGUUCUACCACUGGUUUUGGCGCUCUAGCACAAAAGGAUACAAGUGUAACAACAUCCACACCUGCAUUUGGCACUACGACUGGAUUUGGCGCUCUAGCGAAAAAUGAAGGUAUGACUUCAAGUACUAUGCCAUUUGGACAAACUGGUUUUGGCUCAACUUCUACUGGUUUUGGUGCGUUUGGACAGAAAGAUACAAUAUCAACAUCAGCAACAACUACUCCUACAUCUGGAUCUUCAUCGAGCUUUGAAAUUGUGAACAAAACCGACACUACUGCUGAUGAGCUUUCUUUGGAGAAGGGGAAUGAUGAUAACAAGGCUGUGUCGAAGGCUGAAGAGGUGGAAAGCAAGGAUCAACAGGUUGAUCAAGACGAACGACCCAAAAUUGGCGAGGAAAUUAAGACAACGACAAUAACUACAACAGAAACGACAAAGGGUGAAAUAGAAGAGGAAAAGACUACGGAUAAAACUACUACGACAGACAGUUCAAACGUCACUCCUUUUACAACCGUCGCUAAAUCUACGGGAAGUUCAGCUCAACCUCAAAGUACAUUUGGAUCGUUUGGAACAGCUGUCAAACCCACUACAGGGGAUGCAGCGAAAUCAUUCAGUUUUGGUUCCUUGGCGAAAAACACUGUACCUGGCGCUGUGACUCCAUCAUUUGGAACAAAUACUGGUUUUGGUGCUUUGGCGAAAAACACUGUACCUGGUGCUGUGGCCCCAUCAUUUGGAACAAGUUCUGGUUUUGGUGCUUUAGCCAAAAAUACUGUACCUGGUGCUGUUACUCCUACCUUUGGCUCUUCUUCUUUUGGUACUCCAGCUCCUAAAGCUAGUAUGUUUGGAACCUCGACUUCUACUACAGCUUCUUCUGUUGGCUUUAGCGUACCAGCGACAACAACAACGACGACGAAAACAAUAACAACACCAACAGCAGCUACGCCCAUCACAACUCCUUUGCCCGAUAAAAAAGUCUCUAGCCCUUUGACAGCUGAAAAAGUGGAACCGAAAUCAAUAGUCAAGGAAGAAGAAAAGGAAGAAAAAGCCGAAGAAUUAGCAGAAAAGGAACCAUCACCGAAAUCCGAAGCGAAAGAGGGUAUGGCCAAGGAAUUCGAAGCUCUCUUCUUCAAGAUUUCAGCAGAAUUGGAAAAGCUUUCUUCUUUACAGGUUGAAUUUGGAAAACAAUUACAACAACAUGACCAACAAUUGAACAGUAUGACGAACAAAGUACAAGAUUUGACAGAUUGCGUACAACAAUGGCGAUCAAAUGGAUGCAAUGAACUUGGUACUGUGGCGGUUACUGUCACUGAAAAAUUGAAAGACUGCAAUAUCAAGGAACAAGAAGAACAAAUAGCCAAACUGGAAUUGAAGACUAUGGAAUUGAUGUCUAAAAAGGGUCAAGUCAAACAUUGUUUGGAAACAGAAGAAGAUGCCAAUCUGAUUACUCUUCUCAAGGAGCGUGAAUUGGAUGAAUCUACGCGUGAUGAAUGCGAAAGACUGGAAAACCGAUGUGCAAGCAAUGGCAAACUUUUGGACGAAUUGGAAUACCGGAUUGUUGAUAAGAAGAACAAACAAAAAAAGUUGGCUUCAGAAGAUACCAGGAACUUCUCAUUUUAUGACUUCCAUUGCGCUAUUCAAGAUGUGGAAAGAGAUUUAAGGAAAAAGGAUAGCGAAGUCAAGGCAUUGGAACAAAGGUUAUCUGUACUUCGAUUCCAAGAAAAUCAACGCAAAGCAGAGCAGUCCCCUUCAAGAAUUACGUUUGAAGAUCUCACGGAUGAUGAUGACGAUGAUGAAGAGGUUAGAGAAGGAAAUCAAGGAUCUGGUGAAUCUACAAAUGUUACUCGUGGUCAAUUCUCCGGUGCGCAUAUCGAUUAUACUGUUAAGUACAUUCAAGGUGAACAAUUUUUGAACAAGUUAUAUGAUGUUACAAGUAAACGAUCACCUUUAUCUGUCACUGUGGAUAUUUCUGGCAAUGAAUUCAAACAAUGAUCUUCCUUGUAUCUCCUCAUUUUUUUUCUUUUUACUUCUCUUAGUAUAACAUCUUUAUUUUUCAUAUCUUCCCAUACAUAGCACUCCUUUUUUUUUUAUUAUUCUUUUCUUGCUUUUUUAUCAUUUAUCAAACAAUAUAAAUAAAACAAAUUGAUCAUCCA